Messenger RNA from Stylonychia lemnae, 1422 nucleotides. NCBI's taxonomy places the organism in Eukaryota, Ciliophora, Spirotrichea, Sporadotrichida, Oxytrichidae. The record is from the annotation of a GenBank genome assembly.
AUGGUUGCAAUCAAAUAAAGUAUUAAGCUUAUAGAGGAAAUUUCUGAUACUGAUGAUGUUGACUAUCCAAAGUUGAACUAAGAGUAGCCACCAAAGAAUAAGACUGCAACUUUGAAGAAAAAGCUAACCGCGUUCUCUAAACAAAGCAAGAGUCCCUCUCAUAGAAAAGACGAUGGCUCUUAUUAGUUUCUCUCUAUUGAUGAAGAUAAGCACAAAGUUAUUGAGCACUUGACAUGGUCAAAUGAUAUAGAUGAUCAGACUCCAUAUUAGAUUAAUUGUAACAGUGAUAAUUAACUUUAGUUAUGGAAGUAUUCCAAUGAAAACUUAGUAAAAGAAUAGAACAUACAAAAAUAUAUAAAAAAUAAGGCAAGGAAAACUUUCUGUAAGUGUACAGAUGGUUGCUAAACUCCUAAAAAAUGCGCAUGCUACAAAUAUAAUAAAUCAUUGUUGAAUAGGACCUAUGAGGCUAAAUAUCAUCAUGAUAACACGAUGAUUGCAAUCCAAAACAGAGCUAUCCAAAGAAACAAUAAAACUCUAACUUUCAACGAAUGCCAUCCUAAGUGUGCAUGUAAUAAAGAUCUUUGCCAAAAUUUCUUGAUGCAUUCUGAGAAUAAGCACAAGUGGAAAGGUGUAAUCAAGCGUGUUAAAAAGUAGGCUACUCUUAAAGGAGUAAAACACGAAGCAGUAAUGUGGGGCUUGUUUUCUUUGGAAUUGAUUCCAGCUGGUGCCUAUGUUGUAGAAUAUGUAGGCGAAGUUAUUACUGCCAAGGAAGGUGAUAAAAGGGGGAAAAUUUAUGACCAGCAAGGAAUGAGCUACUUAUUUGACAUGAAUGACCCUGAUGAAUCAGAUGAUUAUGACAUGAAAGUUUAGGAAAGUGGUUACGGAGAUUUUUUCCCUUUGUGUCUUGAUGCAGCUUUCCUUGGAAAUGAGAGUAGAUUUGUAAAUCACUGUUGUGAUCCGAACCUCAAGCCUUUCAACAUUGUCACAGAGAUUGAAGGGCAUACAUACCACAAGAUAGUCUUUUUUGCAACUAAGCAUAUCCUUCCAGGGUAUUAAAUAUAAAUUUAUAAGUUUUAAUAAUAUUUUAGAGAAGAGAUGACCAUUGACUAUAAGUGGGAUAAAAAUCUACUUAAUAUUCCUAAGAAUGUCCCUUGCCUUUGUGAAAAGUAAAAAUGCAGGAAGUAUUUGAUAAGAUCCUUUGAAGAGAAGCAGCAUCAAGAUAAUUCAACUAACUAAUCGAAUACAGAGAUCCAAUCACCUUUAGUAGAACGAAGAAACUCACCUAAUCUCUAUGAUUUUUUGCUGUCUGAUACCCUCUCUGAAGAUUCUAACCAGGUGAAAAAGAAGAGAAUAAAGAAGAAGGUCUUUAAGAUUCAUAAGCAGCAACACAAGUCAAACAAUUGUGAGAGUACCAAAAUCUGA